GAAAGAAAAGAAAAAAAAAGAAAAAAAAUAAUUUAUCACACAAAAAUAGCAUAUUAAGUACUGUUAAAAACCGGUUUUUAUUCGUUAUCGACUUAUUAAAAGUAGAGGGAUUCCCUAUACGUUUUCGGUAUUGCUGUUGGAACGAUUAAAAGCAGCUCGAGAAGCGCGAGUCCGUGCGUGCGUAUCAAUUGAAUCGUUUGACCCGUUUUUAUUGGCAAGUCGCAGACAGCGUGUGUGUCGGGUGGGCUUUAGGCUCCGGAACGGGACGGUUGCCAGUAAAGCUCACUCCUUCUUGCUAUCGAGUGUUUCUCGAAGAGGUUUCUCGAAGAGGUUUCUCGAGGAGGAGUCCCGUUCUCGCUCGCUCGCGAAUCUUACAAAAAUGUGCGUCCCACGUAAAUACAUAUUUUAAUAAUUCGAAAUUUUAGAUCUCAAUACGCGAGAAGAGAAUUCGUACCGUGCUCUUCCAAUAAAAUCUCAUUUGUCAAGUCACAUGCGAGAAAAAAGGGGGUGACCGGGACUCUUUCAUCAUCACGGAUACCUUCUUCUACUUCUACUUCUACUUCUACUUCAACGACAUCCAUCCAUCUACAAUUAAUAUAUUUCGAUUUAUAAUUCGAUUAUAACGCGUGGAAGUGUUCGACUCGAGCGAACGGAUCUUCUUCUUCUUCUUCUUCUUCUUCUUCAUCGUGUCAAUCAUUUUUCCGUCCAACUCAUUGUCUCCUUGAUCUUUGGAUAUGGUCAGAAAAACAUCAGAGGAGAAUAAGGUCUCUACUAUAACUGGUAACGUCAUCGUCGAUGAACCCGCCAAUUAUGAAAGAGCCAUUUCGGUUACCGGUUUCGGAUUGUUCAACGUUUUACUCUUCGUGGCAACAGUGCCAAUCGCGUGGACAGUUCUCUUCGACACAACAUCACCGGCAUUUAUUUUAGCGUCAGCAGAAUGCGACUUGCAACUUACAUUUUUUCGAAAAGGCGUCCUCAUAGCAUUCCCCUUCAUAGCAAUGUUGGCCACUGCUUCAUUGUGGGAUUACGUGACGAUCUACGUAGGUAGAAGGACCUUGUUCGUUCUUGGCUUACUAGCAAAUUCUAUCCUAAAUAUACUGAGCACUGCUGUAGAUUCGUACCACGUGUUUUUGCUCAUCAAAUUUAUCAGCGGCAUUAUAAUCGGUGGUCCACCCUCGAUGGUGAUGGGAUACUUAACAGAAUUUCACUCUGCAACAUACAAAGCACGUUUUGCCGCUUGGUCUGGUUUUGUGUUUUCAAUGGGAACUAUUGUACCGGCAGCUUUGGGUUUUACUAUCCUGCCCCUAGAAUGGGACGUCGAUGUAUUCGGUAAAACUUACAACAGCUGGCGAAUUUACUUGCUGAUUUGUUCGAUACCACCUGUUCUCGGAUUUGUGACAGCAAGCAUGUUACCUGAAAGUCCGAAACACCUGAUGGAAAUGGGAAGACAGGAUGUCGCUUUGAAACUAUUUCGUAGGAUGUACUGCAUGAACACGCGAAAGCCGGCCGAUACGUUCCCGAUAAAAGCGUUGCUCGUCCAAAAGACGCAAUUACCACGGCCGACGUUAAAGGCGAGUCUCGAAAAAAUUCGGAUCGACCUUUACAACACGAAACUCUUGUUCUCGGCACCUUAUCUGUCAGCGUUCUCCGUUCUAACUUUCCUACAAUUUGGAAGUAUGCUAGGUUUUAAUACUAUGAGAUUAUGGGUCCCGCAUAUGUUCAUCAUUUUAAACAACUAUGAUUACGAGCAUUGGAAACCUGUCGGAAGAGCUCCAACGAUAUGUGAAAUGUUGGAUAGGCAUGCUGCUAAACCCGGCAGACCAUAUUUAAACUGUACAAACUUUGACGAUGCAUGCUUCGAGUGGAAAAUUAAUCCUUCCGUUUAUCAAAAUUCAACGAUUAUAGCAUCCUCCGCUGUGCUAUUUGGUUUUCUAGUUGGAUUUAUAAUGACCAACAGAUUACGAAAAAGAAUAAUUUUAUUUGUGGCCUUCCUGAUAUCACUGGCAAGCAGUUUUGGAAUAAAUUGGGCACAGGCACCUCCCUAUAUGCUGACGCUAGCAGCCGCCGUUAUCGUGACAUCAAGAAUAGCGAGUAAUAUCGUUACCGCGGUGAAUGCCGACGUUAUUCCUAUCCCAUUAAGGGCCACCAGCGUGAGUAUCAUCACGUCCUCCGGAAACUUAGGAGUCAUAUUGGGGAAUGUCAUUUUCUCUGCACUUCUUGACUUCCAGUGUCUCGCAGCUUUUCUCGGUAUGGCCUGCUUUUCCAUAGUCUGCAUCCUGGUAACGUUUCUUCUUCCAAAACCGAUAAAGACAUCGCCAGAGAGUUUCGCAUAGCACAAGAUCGUUAGAAUGAUUAGACAGAAAAGAUUUAUAUCUACAAAGUGCAUAUAUAUAUAUAUAUAUAAAAAUAUAUUUUUUUAUCGUGUUUUGAUACAGACCUGAAUGGAAGAAAAAGAAUGAAUAGCGUGUAUUCGGCUGUGAAACAUGUUUCGUAGGAUGUACCUGACAAACGUACGCUUUUGUCGAUUUCAUAAUAAAAAUGUGACCAAAGAAUUACACUUUUA
Messenger RNA from Polistes canadensis, 2563 nucleotides. RefSeq names its product synaptic vesicle glycoprotein 2B-like. Gene Ontology annotation, biological process: transmembrane transport. Lineage: Eukaryota; Metazoa; Arthropoda; Insecta; Hymenoptera; Vespidae. The record is from RefSeq and is a predicted model, not a curated record. The transcript is spliced from 12 exons. Gene Ontology annotation, cellular component: membrane. Bases 735 to 2333 code for a protein of 532 amino acids. Gene Ontology annotation, molecular function: transmembrane transporter activity.